Molecule: messenger RNA, 1576 nt
Organism: Folsomia candida
Lineage: Eukaryota; Metazoa; Arthropoda; Collembola; Entomobryomorpha; Isotomidae
Product: bacillopeptidase F
Exons: 6
Coding region: 61-1473 (470 amino acids)
Biological process (GO): proteolysis
Molecular function (GO): serine-type endopeptidase activity
Source: RefSeq, a predicted model, not a curated record
GUUAAAUUCGACACUCAUUGUGUCAAAGUAAGCCUUCUGAGAUCGUGUGACCAUUUCAUCAUGGCUUCUCUUAUGCAUAUCCUCACUUUUCUGGCCAUCAUCGGGUCAAUUUGCUCCACUCCAAUAUCCUCAAAAGUAUCUCCCGGCCUGCAAAAAAAAUUUCGCCAGGGACCCACAAGUAAAGUCCUUGUAACUUUCGCCACCGGAACACGUGCCGUUCUGGAUUUUGUGUCUCAAAAUGAGUACCCCGACAGAGACACGUUGCUCUUCUCCCUCGCCACGGCCCUCGACCUCAAUUCCGCACAAUCCCAGUCAUCCGUUCGGAGCUAUCUCUCAACCACCAACUUUACAUUUGAUCCUCUCUGGGUAACGGAUCAACUGUGGAUCAAAGAUGCAACAUUAGAACUUGUCGAAACUCUCGCAGCAUUCCCCGAAGUCGUUGACAUCUCUGAUGACGAAGAUACCUUCUUCCGUAAACCUUCCUCACCGUCCGACAAUUUAUGUGUGGGACGACCUGGCCCUCUUGCAGAGUGGGGUGUGGCCAAGGUGAGGGCAGAAGAAGCUGUUGUCCUCCUCAAGUCCGUCCUCCCAAAUCUCCCAACUAUCCGCAUUGCAACGAUUGACACAGGAGUGAGAUACACUCAUGAGGCCUUGAGAGACAACUAUCUUGGUGACUGGGGGUGGUUUGAUCCGAGUCAAGGGACACCAAUGCCCAACGACGGCAACGGUCAUGGCACGCAUACGACUGGGACUAUAGCAGGCUCCUUGGGAAUCGGCGUCUAUCCUGAUGCUAAAUGGAUGGCUUGUAAGGGAUGCGCGACCAACUUUUGUUCCAUGUACGACCUUAUCAAAUGCGGCCAAUGGGUACUUUGCCCAACCCUUGCUGACGGGACGAGACGUGACUGUUCGAAAGCCCCACAUCUGGUCUCGAACAGUUGGGGAAUUGACUAUAUCCAAGGAACCGAUUGGUUUGAUAAUGUAAUUGAGGCAUGGCAUGUUGGUCACGUACUGCCUGUGUUCAGCAUCGGAAAUUCUGGUCCAAACUGUGCCACGGCUGGUUAUCCUGGAAGUCUCGACGUUAUUGGAGUGGGGUCCACGACCACAGCUGAUGCGAUCUCCUCGUUUAGCAGCGUCGGACCAAGUAUUCACUCCGUCAUGAAGCCUGACAUUUCUGCUCCUGGCAGCGCUGUUGUUUCGGCAUCUCAUACGGCUGAUAAUGCAUACAGGACUCUGUCUGGUACUUCAAUGGCGUGCCCCCAUGUUGCUGGUGUGUCUGCCAUUAUAUUGGCGUUCAAUGAGACAUUGAGUUACGAGGAAGUUAAGGGGACCCUCUUCACUGGGGCUGCUACCAACUUGAUGACCAGUGGAAGGGUAUGCGAUGGAGUUAUCGAUUCUGUUUUUCCGAACCAUGUCUUUGGCCAUGGAAGGGUUGAUGCGCUGGCGUCACUAGAAAGUUUGAUCAACAGGAAAUAAAUCAUGUAACAAAAUGAUGCAUGGAAGUUGGAUAUGUAACAAUAAUUCUUGAAUUUCGGCUAUUUUCCUUCAAAAGAUUAAACAAGUGUUUCGUGAUUCAAAA